Fundulus heteroclitus (mummichog) is the source of this 6133-nucleotide messenger RNA. RefSeq names its product E3 ubiquitin-protein ligase SMURF2. Lineage: Eukaryota; Metazoa; Chordata; Actinopteri; Cyprinodontiformes; Fundulidae. The coding region runs from base 492 to 2822 and encodes 776 amino acids. The record is from RefSeq and is a predicted model, not a curated record. The transcript is spliced from 20 exons. Gene Ontology annotation, biological process: ubiquitin-dependent protein catabolic process; negative regulation of BMP signaling pathway. Gene Ontology annotation, molecular function: ubiquitin protein ligase activity; protein binding.
CCUCGACGCCACACCGGAUGUACGUCUGCCUCUCUUCGCCCGCCCGCUCGCAGCCGCUCAGCCUUUACAACCAUCUCCCGCAACUUCAGUGUGAGAGCAGCUCGGGCAGUGUAGACGCCUGUCCGGAUGGAGGACAAACCGCUCACCUAAAUCCGUGUCACUCCUCUUGACACGACCCGCGGUCGGGCAUGUAGCUUCACGUAUUUCCUCUGAAUACCACGUCUUACGUUUUUUUUUUAUGUGCGCGUGUGUGUGUGUGCCGAACAUGGGCUGCCUGCCGCGGAGAGUGUAUUCGCAGGGAUUUAACUGAGAGCAUUACGUUGCGUGCACAGUCAGCGUGAUUUGCUAUGGUGAUACUACAAGAAGCUAACCCCGAGCUAGCCCAGGGAUCGUUUUUUGGGAGAUACCUGUUUUUGGGACAGAGCUACACGCUAAACGUGUGAAUCGGACACUUUCUGGCGAUCUUCAUCAGGUUGGAAUAUCAAAAGGGAAUGUCGAACCAAGGAGUUAGGAGAAAUGGCCCAGUAAAGCUGCGGUUGACAGUCCUCUGUGCAAAGAACCUGGCGAAGAAAGACUUCUUUCGGUUGCCAGAUCCUUUUGCUAAAGUGGUAGUGGAUGGUUCUGGACAGUGCCACUCAACAGAUACUGUGAGAAAUACUCUGGAUCCAAAGUGGAAUCAACAUUAUGAUCUUUACAUCGGAAAGUCGGACUCUAUCACGAUCAGCGUCUGGAACCACAAGAAGAUCCACAAAAAGCAGGGCGCGGGGUUCCUCGGCUGCGUCCGGCUCCUGUCCAACACCAUCAACAGACUCAAAGACACGGGCUAUCAGAGACUGGAUCUGAACAGGCUGGGCCCCAAUGACAAUGAUACUGUAAGAGGACAGAUAGUAGUGAGUCUUCAGUCCAGAGAUCGCAUCGGAUCCGGGGGACCAGUGGUAGACUGCAGUCGUCUGUUUGACAAUGAUUUACCUGACGGCUGGGAGGAGAGGAGGACAGCAUCUGGAAGGAUACAAUACCUGAACCACAUCACCCGCACCACGCAGUGGGAGAGACCCACCAGGCCAGCGUCAGAGUACUCCAGUCCAUCGGGGCGUCCGUUGAGCUGUGUGGUGGACGAAAACACACCGGUGAUGACUCCUGUUAACGGGGCCGUGGCCAGCGGACCGCCGGGCGAACAGCGGAUCCAGGAGAGGCGGGUUCGAUCACAGCGGCAUCGGAACUACAUGAGUCGGACACAUCUGCAUACGCCUCCUGAUCUGCCCGAGGGCUACGAGCAAAGAACAACACAACAGGGCCAGGUGUACUUCCUCCACACACAGACCGGAGUCAGCACCUGGCAUGACCCCCGAGUACCCAGGGACUUAAGCAAUGUAAACUGUGAGGAGCUGGGACCACUGCCGCCAGGCUGGGAGAUCAGGAACACUGCCACCGGCCGCGUCUACUUCGUUGACCACAACAAUCGAACAACACAGUUCACAGAUCCACGACUGUCUGCUAACCUGCAUCUAGUUCUCAACAGCCCGAGUUCAAAUGGUUCCCGUGUGGCCCCGGACAGCCAAAACACUAACCUCAGUCACCCACCACAGCUGAAGGACCAAGGUGGUCCUGGAGUUCCUCCGCAGGCUCUGUCUCCUGCUCAGCUACCCGAAGAAGCCGAGUGCCUGACGGUGCCCAAAUACAAGAGGGACCUGGUGCAGAAGCUGAAAAUCCUCCGGCAGGAGCUCUCGCAGCAACAACCCCAGGCCGGCCACUGCCGCAUCGAGGUCAGCCGGGAGGAGAUCUUUGAGGAGUCGUAUCGGCAAGUGAUGAAGAUGCGUCCAAAGGAUCUUUGGAAAAGACUGAUGAUAAAAUUCAGAGGAGAGGAGGGGCUGGACUACGGAGGAGUAGCUCGGGAAUGGUUGUACCUGCUGUCACACGAGAUGUUGAACCCAUAUUACGGCUUGUUCCAGUACUCCAGAGACGACAUCUACACUCUGCAGAUUAACCCGGACUCUGCUGUCAACCCAGAACACCUGUCGUACUUCCAUUUUGUGGGCCGUAUUAUGGGCAUGGCGGUGUUCCACGGCCACUACAUCGACGGAGGCUUCACGCUGCCGUUCUACAAGCAGCUGCUGGGAAAGCCGAUCACGCUGGACGACAUGGAGUCCGUCGACCCCGACCUCCACAACAGCCUCGUUUGGAUCUUGGACAACGACAUCACCGGCGUCCUGGACCACACCUUCUGUGUCGAGCACAACGCUUACGGAGAAAUCAUCCCACACGAGCUGAAGCCCAACGGGAAGAGCCUCCCGGUGACGGAGGAGACCAAGAAGGAGUAUGUCAGGCUGUAUGUGAACUGGCGUUUCCUUCACGGCAUCGAGGCUCAGUUCCUGGCUCUCCAGAAAGGCUUCAACGAGGUCAUCCCACAGCACCUGCUCAAAGCCUUCGACGAGAAGGAGUUAGAGCUGAUCGUGUGCGGCCUGGGAAAGAUCGACAUCGCCGACUGGAAGUCCAACACCCGUCUGAAACACUGCACCCCAGACAGCAACAUCGUCAAGUGGUUUUGGAAAGCCGUGGAGUCGUUCGACGAGGAGAGGAGGGCCCGGCUCCUGCAGUUCGUCACCGGCUCGUCGAGAGUCCCGCUGCAGGGCUUCAAGGCUUUACAGGGGGCUGCAGGACCCAGACUCUUCACCAUCCAUCAGAUCGAUGCCAACGCCAAUAACCUGCCCAAAGCCCACACCUGCUUCAACCGGAUCGACAUUCCUCCCUACGAGAGCUACGACAAACUGUACGACAAGCUACUGACGGCUAUCGAGGAGACGUGCGGCUUCGCGGUGGAAUGAGGCCGCGGGGUCUGGGUGGGUUUUGGGUGCGUCUGCGCUGGACUCUGAGGAAACGUUCAUUGGGGAUCCGGCCCUACAGUCUUCCUCCUCCUCUCACCGACGCCCACGCUCCAACGUCCUGCGGUUGUUUCUAUGGUCGGAGUCCUUGUUUUUGUACUCAGAAAAAGAGAAUAGAUCAAAUUAAAUUAGGAAGCUUUGUUACCAGCUUAGCGUUCAACAUCCCAACAAACGGCUUCACUUUUUUUCUUCUUUUUUUUUUUUUCUUCCCCCUCCUUUGACGUGUCAGAAGAAAGAUCUACUACUUUUGAUUUCCUCAUGCUACUGAAUCCGUAACACUGCAGGUAGCAGAGUCGCUCAGUCCCAAACCCCUCAACACGUCCUCACGGCUGCAGAGUUGGUGUCCUCCGCCCGUCGGAGCACCUUCAGUCCAUCCUACCUCAGUGGAAAGCUUUCAUGUUUUUAAAUGAUUCGUUCUAAAUCUUUUAAAUCCAAAGCAGGGGUGGGGUCCAUGAUUCGUUUCUUCACACCAGCAGUCAUUUUGUAUUUUUUUUCAAGAACCGCACCGAACAUCUGAGAAGUUCUGAGAAGAAAAAAGGCGUUUUAUGUCCCAAAUAACCGCAGGGUGGCCGCAUCUUCGCCUUGCAGACGUCCCAGUAUCCCUUAAAUCGUUUCCCGUUUUGUUACUUUACAGCCAUACAUGAUUCAGUUUUUCUGUAAAUUGUGGUGUGCAUUUACAUUCAGCCCCCCCCCCCCCUCCUCAGUCAGUACCUUAUAGAGCCACACUUCACUGCAAGUACAUCUGCCCAUGCUUUUGUUCCUGAGAGCAAAGACUGAGCUAUUUGGAAAGUAAGAAUGGGCAGAAAUUUCAGAGUCAGACAGAUCGGACGAGGAGUUUUAUUAAUAACUCCUUCAGGUUUAGGUCGGGGUUAGUCCAACACGUUUGAUCCAAACAGUCCCUUUUUUUUUGUAAAUCCGGUUGUAUGUUUGCUGCUGUUUGUUGUCCUGCUGGGAGAUGAACCUCUUUCUUCCAUCGUUGGCCUGUAUUUAGCUCCACCCAUCUUCUGAGCAACCUUCGCCAGCUUCCCUGUCCCGGCGGACGAAGAGUGUUCUUUGCAUGUAAGCCCAAAAAACGUGAUUUUUUUUAGUUUGAUCGUCUACAUGUUUGCUGUGUUCCCGACACGCUUUGAGGCAGAAUCCAGGGCAAAAUCUAUGGCUCGUCACGUUGGCCAUCAAUGUUUUUGUAGGUUUGCAGUUUUGGAGGAUUUUAUUUAGGGCUGUCUGAGUAAAAAGGGGCUGAGCAUGUAUGCACACCAAAUUCUUUGGAGUUCAGUCUUUUUUUUUUUUUUUUUGUCAUUUUCCUUCCCCCCUUUACGAUUUCUUACUACUUUUGUUGUGUUCGAGCCCAAGAGAGUCCCAAUAAAACAUGUUGAAGUUUGCGAGCACCGACCCAAGAUGUGAAAAAUCUCAAAGGGGUAUGAAUCGUUCUGUGGGCACUGCACGUCUGUGCCGGUGUGCGAGGGCAGAUGCGUUUGUAAUCCCAUUUCACCGUCACCCGUUCGGUUUGCUGAAUCUCACUGCAGGCCUGAUGGAACCUCACCUUUUGGGCUCAUCUUCCCGCCUAACCUCUGCACACGUCCGUCUGCAGCAGUACGCAUGCCUGCGAUAUCCCGUCGAGCUAAACCCAGACCGCUUGAUGUCGGAUCACAAGUGAAAAAGGACAAUAACACACACAGGAUGGAGGGGGGGGGGGGGUGGAUUUAAAACUGGCUGAAGCAGAUGGCUUUUCUUCGCCGCCUAGGUUUCGAGUUUCUCUCUCUCUCUCUCUCUCUGUCUCUCUCUCUACACUUCAGAGCACUUUACAAAAUGCGCAGUGAUGGCAGGAGUGCUACUUUCAUGUCGGAUUAAAAGUGUGUCAUGUUUUCUUUUGUGUGAGCAACCAUAUUAGUUAUACACAGAUUAAAAAGUAUCUAUAGACCUGUAAUUUUUAAGUAUAUAUGUACAAAGAUAUAGCUAUUUUGUAUAUUGUUGCUUGUUUCUUUUUUCCGUUUUAAUUGCACGCAUGUUGUUGUCUUUCACAGACCUCUCUGCAUUCUCAGGUGAAGUUAGCUUCUUUUUCUUUCUUUAAAAAAAAAACAUGAAUUAGGCUGAUAUGUGAAGAACCUAAAAUUUGGAGGCCCUUUCUCCCUUGUAAGGCGGUCUUGGUGCAAAUAUUAUUCUGUAGGUCCAUUUCACAAUGGGAGAUCAAAAUGGCGGCGCUACAAUUAUUAUUGCGCUUCGAUCUUGUUUCAAGUCUGAGCUUUAGAUGCGAAGCUGCUCCUGAUCUAAUGGGUAAAACCAUAAUCGAGCGUCUCUGAACGCCAGUGAGCAAACCGUGAGGAGCUCCUUAAUCAACCGGGCGGGCAUGGAUGGACACUUGAGUUAAUGUAUUUCAGAUUGUUUUUUUUUUUUGUUCUUAAAUAUUUUGUCAAGGGGAAAUAUUAAAAUAUUAAUUUCAUAUGUAUACAUUUUAUUUGCAGCCAUGAAGCGGUUUCAUAUCCGAUUUAUAUCAGGCUAGAGGAGAUGAGAACAUGUCCUCUUGUCGUUUUAAAUUUAUUUGAUUUUGUUUUGGAUUUUUUUUUAUUUUCUUUUGUACACAUUAUGCACAUGCAGGUUCAAACUUAAUAUCUAAAACCUUUUUUAUUUACCAAAUAGUUAUUGGACUGGUUAUUUUUUUAAGCAGAUUUGAAUCAUAUUUGCACACACAAAAAAAAUGUCUGCCCUUUGAUUCUUUUUUUUUUUUUACCCCCCUUAGUGCAGACCUUUGCAGCCACAAACCCACAGAUCCUCCUAGAUUUUAAUAAUGAUUAAACAAAAAUGCAGCCUUGGUUUAUAAAAUUUUUCGUACUGACGGUCGGUUUACCUGUUGCAAACCACGGCAAGUCGUUGAAUGUUUAGUACAGGCAGCCCGCGGGGUUUGAAACAACAAAACCUGGAUGCAACAUAAUGUACCUGCAUGCUUGUGUGGGCCCUUAGUCAAGAUUUAUGUGCAAAUCUGUGUGUAAAUGUUAGACUUUUGAUUCAAUUCAGUAAAAAAAAAAAAGACGUUUUUUUUAAAAGACAUUUUUAUGGCAUAUUUCCUUUGAUUUUAUAUUUAUUUUAACGGUAUACAUGUGUUUAUAGUUUCCACAUUAGCUGCUCUGUGAGUUUGUAACUUACACUUGUACAUAAGGACAAUAAAGACGCAAAGUAAGAAACUUCUUAUACCCUUGCAGAACACUGAGCAAUAAAAAAAAAUACGCUGUUUGAACCCGACAGCAGUAUGUUUUAUAGAA